This is a messenger RNA of Babjeviella inositovora NRRL Y-12698, 849 nucleotides long. RefSeq names its product microtubule-binding protein. NCBI's taxonomy places the organism in Eukaryota, Fungi, Ascomycota, Pichiomycetes, Serinales. Gene Ontology annotation, biological process: regulation of microtubule polymerization or depolymerization; protein localization to microtubule plus-end; spindle assembly. The coding region runs from base 1 to 849 and encodes 282 amino acids. The transcript is spliced from 2 exons. Gene Ontology annotation, molecular function: microtubule plus-end binding. Gene Ontology annotation, cellular component: cytoplasmic microtubule; microtubule organizing center; spindle midzone. The record is from RefSeq and is a predicted model, not a curated record.
AUGUCUGGGGAAUCAAGAUCCGAGCUCCUCCUCUGGUUAAACAGCUUGUUGGAUCUCAGCUACACAAAGGUAGAGCAAUGCGGGUCGGGCGCUGCCUACUGUCAGAUUUUUGACUCUGUGUUCCAAGACGUGCCGAUGACGAAGGUCAAAUUCAACGCGGCAAACGAGUACCAGUACCAAUCCAACUACAAAGUGUUGCAGUCGGCGUUCUUAAAGCACCGUGUGGAAAAGACGAUUCUUGUUGACAAGUUGGUAAAGUGCCGAUUCCAGGACAACUUGGAGUUCUUGCAAUGGAUGAAGAAGUUCUGGAUGGACAACAAAGACGAAUCGGAGUACGAUCCGAAUGCAAGAAGAAACUACACCCCGCCGGCCGCGGGGACUCGAAGUUCAGCAAUUGCCGCAAAGCCCGCCUCAAAAGUCGGGGGUUCGUCUGCUCGUGGUCUUGUGAGCAGAUCUACGCCUACGGUCCCGCCUUCUCUGCGUACUGCUAGUAGCUUGCAGCAGUACCAGCAGAAGCAGGAGGAGGUGCAAGAGUUGACCGGGCACUUGCAGGACUCCCAGCUCAACCUCACCAACAUGCAGGAAGAGGCGGAAGAGUACCGCGUAGCGGCCGAAGGUUUGGAAACUGAAAGAAAUUUCUACUUCAACAAGUUGAGGGAAAUCGAGAUAUUGAUCCAAAACGCCACCGAGGAACUGAGUGAGGAUGAAAAGUCCCCUCCUGUCUCGGUGGACACGUUGUUGACCAACAUCCAGGAGAUUUUGUAUAGCACAGAGGAAGGCUUCCAGAUACCGAACGAGGGCGAGGGAGACGACGUGAUGGACCAGGAAGACGAUUUGGAGACUUUUUAG